Messenger RNA from Quercus lobata, 1730 nucleotides. Its product is annotated as zinc finger BED domain-containing protein RICESLEEPER 2-like. NCBI's taxonomy places the organism in Eukaryota, Viridiplantae, Streptophyta, Magnoliopsida, Fagales, Fagaceae. The record is from RefSeq and is a predicted model, not a curated record. Bases 281 to 1132 code for a protein of 283 amino acids. The transcript is spliced from 3 exons. Gene Ontology annotation, molecular function: DNA binding.
UAGAAGAGUGAAUAUUGAGGGGAUUUUCACCUUGACGGUGGAUAAUGCUUCCUCAAAUGACGUAGCCAUUAGUUACUUGAAAGAAGCUACUAAUAGGUGGAAAGGUACUGUUUUAGGGAAUGAAUUUGUUCAUGUGAGGUGUUGUGCUCACAUCUUGAAUCUUAUUCUGACCGAUGGCUUAACACAUCAUAAUAAGUCAAUUGAUAGGGUGCGUCAUGCAGUUAGAUAUGUGAAAGCUUCUCCAAAUAGGUUACAAACCUUUAAGAGGUGUGUGGAGAAAAUGAAAAUAGAGUCAAAGGCUAUUCUAUGUUUGGAUGUGGCCACUAGAUGGAACUCCACCUAUAAAAUGUUGGAAAAUUCUGAAAAGUUUGAACAUGCAUUCAAGCGGAUGGAAUAUGAAGAUCUUGAUUAUAUUCUACACUUUCGGGAUGGGGACUAUGAUAGGAGACCUCCAAAUGAGGAUGAUUGGGAGACUUGUAGAAAAUUUGUUAAGUUUUUGAAACUUUUUUAUAAUGCCACAAAGAGGUUUUCGGGUUCCUUGUAUGUGACAUCAAAUGCUUUCUUUGAUGAGAUAUAUAUGAUUAAAAGAAAGAUAGAUCUCUUUUCUAGGAGUGAGGACCAUUUUUUGUACUCAAUGGCAAAAACAAUGAAAGAGAAGUUUGACAAGUAUUGGGGGAGCGGGGAGGAUUCAUCAAAGAAGGGAAAUGUGCUUUUGUAUGUUGCUGUGGUGCUUGAUCCUCAAAAAAAGUUGGAUUAUUUGAAUUAUUGUUUAUUAAAUUUGUAUGGAGAGAAUGUUGCUAAGAUUAUCACUGACCUUGUGGAAAAUGUAUUGAAACGCUUGUAUGAGCAUUAUAAUUCAACUCAUUCAUCAUAUGUGUCUAUACAAAGUGCGAGUGAGAUAUCAAGGAUGGAAGGUGUUGGUGUUGAUGUUGAUGAUGAUGAUGAUGAUGAUGAUCCAAAUAGAUUUAUUGCCUCUCAAUACAAGGCUUUUAGGCAAGGAAAACAACCUGUUGGGUGUGUAGAUGAGGUUGCAAAAUACUUGAUGGAGAAUAUUGAAGGGGAAAAUGACAAAACCUUUAAUAUACUGGCUUGGUGGAAGUAUAAUACUAAUAAGUAUAGUAUAUUGUCUUGACUGGCACGAGAUGUGUUGGCUGUACCUGUUUCUACUGUGGCUUCUGAGUCGGCAUUUAGUACAGGAGGACGUAUACUAGACCCAUUCCGUAGUUCACUUGCCCCUGAGAUGGUACAAUCUCUCAUAUGUACUUAAAAUUGGCUUCAAUCUUCAGUGCAAAUUUCGCUUCGACAAGCCAUGGAUGAUGUUGAGCUAUUUGAAGAUUAUGGAAAAUUUAGCUUCACCUUCAGCAGCAUCACCUUCACCAUCAAGCACUGCUACAAAUCUUGACUGAUCUGCCUACAUAUAUUGCAACCCCAUGUGUAUGAAGCCAAGUUUAAUGUUGGAGCUUGAAGAAGUGCUUACAUGCAGGAUUACUGAAAAGAAACUUUUUUUGACAAUUAAGCAUUUUGUCCAGCAAUGGAUUGCUGUAAUUUGUUUCACUAAAGCAUUUUGUUGUAAUGUAAAGCUUUAGAUAUCUUGCCAUAGUUUUUCAUUUCCGGCUCUUUAGUGCUUGUGUUGGUUUUUAUGCAUUUGUUUUGCUUUCUCAAAGUUCUAACACUAUUUGGAGAGUUCACAACAGAAUGAAAUGAAUUAGAGUGGAUAGGUUAUAAAUGAA